This is a messenger RNA of Siniperca chuatsi (mandarin fish), 2578 nucleotides long. RefSeq names its product mitochondrial ribosomal protein L17 (gene mrpl17). Gene Ontology annotation, cellular component: mitochondrial large ribosomal subunit; ribosome. The coding region runs from base 218 to 715 and encodes 165 amino acids. The transcript is spliced from 3 exons. Lineage: Eukaryota; Metazoa; Chordata; Actinopteri; Centrarchiformes; Sinipercidae. Gene Ontology annotation, molecular function: structural constituent of ribosome. The record is from RefSeq and is a predicted model, not a curated record. Gene Ontology annotation, biological process: translation.
GACGCACCACGAAUGUCAAACCCUCAAACCAAGCAAACUUCGCAUUGACUCUACUGACCUCAGGAUUUGUUCUUACAUUGAGGUAACUGCUCUAUAAUGUAGAUAGAGGACGGGUUAAAGAGAUUAUACGCUUCAUUCGGAAACCAUUUCCCCUUUAUGUAGUUUGAUUUUCGGUUUGUUUGUCGCGGUCUCUCGCAGGCAAAUCUAACCGGACAAGAUGCGCCUCACGUUGCAAAUGUUGAUCUCCCACGGCCGGGUGGCCCGGAAGAUGGGUCUAGGUCCUAAGUCCCGACUCGACAUGCUGCGGAACAUUUUGACAGGACUGGUCCGACACGAGAGGAUAGAAACCACGCUGGCCCGAGCAGAUGAAGUCCGCUUCUAUGCCGAAAAGCUGGUUGACUAUGCCAAAAAGGGAGACACUGAUGAGAAGGCGAUGAAAAUGGCUAGCUUUUGGCUGACGGAAAAGGAUCUGGUCCCAAAGCUCUUCAAGGUCCUUGCUCCACGUUUUGAGACUCAGUCAAAUGGCUACACGCGGAUGGUGCGCAUCCCCAACAGACAGAACUUGGACAGAGCUAAGAUGGCUGUCCUGGAGUACAAAGGCAACCCCUUCCCGCCUCUCUAUCCUGUGAAAAAAGAAAAUGAACUCACUCUCGUCAACCAGCUGCUCAAAGGCUACAAAGAGGAGAGGGCACAACAGUUAACUGCAAAAGCUUAAUUAAAACCAUGCCAGUGUUGGAUCAGUGAUAGUGGUCGCAGUUGGGUGCUGAAAUUCUUCUGAAGAGUCAUUUGCAGAUGCUACAGAUUGUGGCUUGUAGAGACUGAUACAUUUCUUCACCAAACAAAAGAACAGUUCCAGCUCCAGAGUCAACUGAAGCCAAGAAAAUUGCUGAAAAAGGACAUUUCUGAGAGAUUGUGUAUUAAUAAAUAUUAUUUCUUAACAGAAGUAACAGAUUUUUGCUUUAUUUCUUUGAACACAGGUUUGCCCUGUUGACCAAGGGAGAUCUGGUUAGUACAACAGCAGCAAUGUUUUUCUGGCACAUAUUGAAUGGGUACUUUAGCGAUUUAGUAUUGCACUUCCAUAAAGUUGGAGGACUUGUGAGACAGAAUUGUUUUUGUUUUGUUUUUUUAAAAGCAGAUGCUGUGACAUCCUGACUUUUAGUCCCUAGUUUGAGUCAGUCUCGAAAAACACUGGAUUCUACAUUUCUCAUAAUGCAACUGGAUCGCAUCUUUCAUUAGAGCUCCCUGCUUCUUAUAUGCCUACUUUGUUCAAACUCCACACCUCCAGUUUGCAAUACAGGUUUCCUAUUAUAAAUGUGUUGUCUUCGAGCACAAGCAGCGAUGACUGAUGGUUUUUCAAAACUUUGGAAAGCUCCCUGCACAAGACACUACACAACUGUUUACACAGGGUGAGUAGUAGUCCUGGUGAUGAGUAAACUGACUAUUGCUAGCUACAGUAGCCAGGAAGCUCAUCGACUGUUAGUGACAAUUUUAGCAAAAAUUUGAAUGAUCUUUUAAUUGGUUAAUCCAUCCAUCAAUUUCUGCCACUUAUUUAAGUCCAGGUCACGUUAACUGAUUAAUUACUAUACUAUUAUCAUACUAUAUUACUAAGAACUAUUGUCAUAUACAGCUGGGGAGUACUGACAAACAUGUGAAAUAAAUGUGUGUAUUUAAUAAUUGUUGGCCUUAUUGUCCCUACUGGUUUUCUGACAUUCUUUGACUGAUAUGACAAUGUAUUAAAUUGCUUUCUACAUUGUACUGAAAAGGUCUUACAAAAAGUCUUAAAUUUAAUUUGGUGAACACUGGAGAAAUCCUUUAUGACAAGGCAAUGUCUGCAGUGAAAAAGGAAUAUUAUGCUGUACUAUAUUGUACAGCAUUUUUUUUAUUUUGUCAUCCUGGUGGACAAACAAUACAACAUCUGAAUGAUACAUCUUUAUGAUACAAAAGCACAAGCAAAGUCUCAGCUAAGUUGAACUGGAACAGAUUAACAAAGACAGUAUUUACAUAUUCUUGUACUAUUGUAUUGGGUUGUAUUCAAUUUAUAGGAUGUAAGACAGAUGAAAGGGAGUUACAUUUUAUCACUUCAUCACAAAAUUAUCCUGAACUGAACAUCACAUUGUUACCAAAUAAUAAAAGAAGUUUGAAGUCUUUCCUUUAAAGAUGUUUAGGCUGAAAGCCAUUUACAAAUUUAGACCCUUACUGGAGAACGAGUACAGACAGGCACAGUUUGUUGUGACUCUGCGCUUCAGCAGUCACAGAGAGGGCUACUCGCAGUGACUAAAAUAAUUAGGCUAGCCUACAUCAGAUCGUGACCAGCGUGAAGUGUGUCCCUGUGGUGUUUUACUUUAAUGGACUCUUGUAAUGAGAACAGAUUCUAAAUAUGAUUUACAGAUAUUAGAUUGACUCUUUUGGACACAUGCCCUUGUCCUAACUAGAACACGGACACAGUAGCCAAAUAAUACACACGCCCAGACAAGGCCUCUAAUAAAACCAUAUUUUUUUUAUUAUUUUGGCAAAAAGUGUAUAUGUACAGCGUAUUCAGAAUUGUCAUUUGACACCAUUAAAAUGCAUUUGAACAGUG